UACAAACUUAUAUUCAGUAAAAAUGGAGAAAGUAGCUUUGAUAUUCAUCGGUCUUCUACUUUUCUCAACAUGCACUCAAAUUCUUUCGAAGUCUUGCAACACGUAUAAUUCAUGUCAAUGCGUUAAAGAUGGAAACGUGGAUUUACCCCUUCAAACGAGGUGUGACCCUGCUGCUUGCGCUGCUUUAUGCAAGUCAAAAGGCGAAGAAGUUGGGUUUUAUGUUUGUGCUUUAGAUCAUUGUUACUGUCGCAAACCUCCUAUGUAAUAACAAGCUUGCAGUA
This is a messenger RNA of Brassica oleracea var. oleracea, 281 nucleotides long. RefSeq names its product defensin-like protein 306. Bases 23 to 265 code for a protein of 80 amino acids. The record is from RefSeq and is a predicted model, not a curated record. NCBI's taxonomy places the organism in Eukaryota, Viridiplantae, Streptophyta, Magnoliopsida, Brassicales, Brassicaceae. The transcript is spliced from 3 exons.